Messenger RNA from Leptopilina heterotoma, 1484 nucleotides. RefSeq lists its product as uncharacterized. Bases 577 to 1407 code for a protein of 276 amino acids. Lineage: Eukaryota; Metazoa; Arthropoda; Insecta; Hymenoptera; Figitidae. The record is from RefSeq and is a predicted model, not a curated record. The transcript is spliced from 7 exons. Gene Ontology annotation, molecular function: protein dimerization activity.
UUGCGUUGCAACGCAGUCAUUCGCAGACAAAUGCAGAGUUUUGGGAACUUAUUGGAGAAAGGCCUUUACAUGCCGUAUGGUUACCACUUCCUGCUUGCAAGCAUUUGUAGUUAACAGUUUUUCCUAGAAGUACAUACAUUUCUUCCUGUACGGUUUAUUCUGACGCUUAUUUGUGCAUUUCUUGGUUUUUCAAUAAAAAAUGUCUGUAUAUAAUCAAUUCAUUUAUCAUCGAUUUUUUAAAAGUAAAAAAACCGAUUAUGCUCAUGUGACAGACAUCCGAAAUUUUACUGCAGACGAAUUCAAUAAAAAUAAACUAUAUAAAGUUAAAGACGCAUCCGACCACAGAUAUCAUCGUUCACAAAUUUUAGAGUUUGGAAGAAGCAUUUCUGAUCUUCAAAAGAAAAUUGAAACCCAUGAGAAAGGAAAAAACGCUGGAUAUUCAUUAAAAGUACAGAUGGAAGUUCUACUGAAGAAGAGGAGGAAUCAAGCAGUACAGUGUCACAAAAAAUUAAGAAUAAGCAGUCAGCAGUUCAAAAGACUAAAAAGAAUUUUGAUAAAAAAAUUCUGCAGCAAAAAAUGUCCUCUCAUUUGACAUCAAAAAAUUUUUUGGGCGCUGAUUCUGAUUCCGAUACAGAAACUGAAUUACUUUCACACGAUUUAAAUGACGAUGGAGAUGCAAAUAGCAAUGAUGGUGAGAUGGAAACAGAGAAAGCUAUAGAUAGUGCACAAGUCACUACAGAAAAUGAAGAUUUAAAAAAGAAAGUUUUAAAAUUACAAGAAGAGUUACAAAAUUAUAAAAGAAAAGCAUCCACAUCAAAAGAGCUGGAUUUCCAAGAUGAUGAUAAAGAUGAUGAAAGUAGCAAUUCUUCAGAGCCAGAAGAAAGACAAGUGAAAAAAAAGAAGAUAAGACCACGGCGCAACAUUCGCGAUAUUACUGAAUACGAAUCAGAUGAAGGUGAAAUUCUGUUGGAUGAUGUUGGAAACAAAAAGAAGUACCAAAUUUUUACAGCAACAACGACGGAAGGUAAAAAAGUAAAACGAAUCCAUCUUGGAAAUGGUGUUCACAUCAAGUUUAGUACAUGGAAAUUGCUUGUUGAUGUGGCAGAUUCUUCGUCUUUUGUGAAACAAUUGUCAAAAGCUAUAUGGCCCGACAAUGUACUUGUCAACCGUUAUGUUAAAAAUAAUAAUCCAUCUUUGAUACAAUUGCCUAAUAGAACACCCAGGAAACAAUUAACUCCGUCAAAGAAAGAAACAUUGACAAAAUGUUACAGAGAUUUCCUGGAAUCGAGAGAUGAAUUAGAUACCACUCAACGUCAAGAUGAAUUUAAGAGACAUGGGAGAUUCUUGAGCGACAGAAUUAAAUAUCUUCGCGAAAAAUUAUACCCAGAACUCAAAAACAAAGCAUAACAGUCCAAGUAAAUUCAAAUCAUGUUUUUAUUUUUCAGUUUAAAUUUCACUUUAAAAGUAUUGAAAGUUACCUAUUU